Volvox carteri f. nagariensis is the source of this 2421-nucleotide messenger RNA. RefSeq lists its product as uncharacterized. The transcript has 7 exons. Bases 1 to 2421 code for a protein of 806 amino acids. The record is from RefSeq and is a predicted model, not a curated record. Lineage: Eukaryota; Viridiplantae; Chlorophyta; Chlorophyceae; Chlamydomonadales; Volvocaceae.
AUGUGUCAGCUGCCGCCGCAGUACGGCAUAAAAAUUACCGGACCCCCUAGACCGCCGCUUCCGACAGCAAUGCCCGGGGCUGUCAACAGUGCCCCCGGUGCCGUCAAUCGGUCUGACUUAUAUGACAAUAAUAACAUCUCGUGGAGUCAGGGCUGGUACAGCGAACCUGAACCUGCCGUACAGCCCAUGUACGACGACCAUGCUGCUGCUGCUUCUGCUGCAGCGGCGGCGGCGGCAGGAACCAGCGAUGACGGUGGUAGUGGCGCCGCCGCUGCUGCCGCCGCCGGAACCUCUCGCAAGCGGCAACUGUCGUCGACCGCCACCCACAACGAAGCCGAUAUCGUCAGCUUGGGGGACGCGGCCCGGAUGCACAAGGCCAGGGCACACCAAUUUCUCCAGCGCCAGCAACCAGGUGUCGCGUCGGUACUGGCCGGUGCGGCGGCGGCGGCGGCGGCUUCGGCUUGGCGAGUGGAAGCUGUGGAUGGUGAGCCGCGUCAUCUAGGGGCUGACAGUGCGGAUGUGCAUGAUGUAGAGAUGGCGGCGGUGGCGGUGGGGCCGGGGGGAGAGGCAGCGACGGCGGAAGCUCCGCCGCCGCCAGGUGAGCCACAUUCGAACCUCAGCAGCAACACCGGCAUUGCCGUACAGGGCAACGAGCCUCACCCUGGGACUGGUGGUGGCGGCGAUGGCAGCGGCAGCGGAGGAUCUGGAGGAGGCCAUAACGCGAACCUGUACGGCGUACUACGGCCGCCAUGCCAUGUUCCGAUAGAGCCGUACGACGCGUCAGCCACGGUGAUGGCAGCUGCGGCACCGACUGGCGCGGCAGCGGCAGACGCGACCGUGACUGCUGCUGCCGCCGCCGCCGCCGCCGCCGGCCCCUCUGCAACAGCUGCAGCUCCUCCACAUCACACAUCCGCAGGUCGACCCCGGCCGAGCAAUACCGUGUCGUACCGCGACCUGCCUGAGAUCAUUACGAGGCCCGCCACGGUGGCGGCGGCGGCGACGUCGCCCGAGGUGUUGCUGUCGCCACCGCCGCCGCCGCCGCCGCCGCCGCCGCUGGAUUCCGGCGUUCCAGCUUCCGCGCCGCAGCUGCUGCUGCAAGGUGUUCUGGGUCGCUCUCUGUCAGACAUGUCCGAGUACGGCAACGCUCUGCGUUUCUCCAAUCCAGGGGUCCUGGUGGCGUGGAACCAACCGCCGCCGCCGCCGCCGCUGCUGCCGCGAAUGCCGCUCCCGCCGCUGCAUCUCCCGCAACCACCCAUGACGGGGGCUGCACCCGGGUUCCGCCUGCAGCUGCCGUUGGCCCCCUUCGCUGCCGGCGGCGGCACAGAUGGCGGCGGCAACGGCGGAGGUCGCCCUGACGUCCUCGGCAGCUGUGGCGGCGGCCCUGAGGGACCAACUCAUCCCGGAGUGCUGAUCCUCCCGCCUGCAGCUGCACGAGGCCGCUAUGUGGCCAGGACAACGACCCCCGAGGGUCCCGCUGGAGCCGUACUUCGGAAGAGCCGCUCCGAUGCCACCGUACAUCUGGGCGACCGUUAUGACCUCGAGAUGGAUUCUUCGAUGCCGCCACAGCCGCCACAUCCGCAUCAACAGCAGCAGCCGCAUCUCGAAGGCCAGAGCCCUUCGGGGAUGCUACCGCCGCCACAACCGCGGCAACAGCAGCAACAGCAGCAUCCGUUGCUACAGCCGCCGCCGCCGCCGCAGCAGCAGCAGCCGCAUCCACUUGUGCUACAGCACCUGAAGCAGGAGCCUUACCUGCACCAUUCUCCACGGGCACCAUCCCGCCAAGAUCAACAGCACCAUCAUCAACAACAACAGCACCAUCAUCAACAACAACAGCACCAUCAUCAACAACAACAGCACCAUCAUCAACAACAACAGCACCAGCACCAGCACCAGCCGCCAGAACCGUCAUAUGAGCGGCAGCAGCUGCCACAACAAGGUGUCGAGGGCUACCCCGCACCGCCUCCGCGACCGGGUGUUACCGCGGCGCCACCAAUGCAGCGCACCACGCAGAUUGCGAAUGACGCGCACAUGCCCUUAACGUUCACGCUCCUCUCACCGAGCGGGCCAGCUCCUUUCCCCUUUCCGUACGAUCCGUACAACAACCCAGCGGCGCCAUCGCUUCCUGUCGGGCCUCUGGGCGACCAGCAUAUGGCGUCCUGUCGGCUGCAUGCGGCAGUUACCGCCGCCGCUGCCGCCGCCGCCGCCGCUGCCGUCAACACCGGUGGAGGUGAUGCCACGGGGACCGACGGCGCGGCCGGCACCCGUCGGCGCCGUCGGCGGAGUACGGAGGCCGAUGACGAAGUACCCCGCGGCGAAAGCGGCGACAACAGCCCUCCGCAUGCGGAUCAUGAACGGCCUCGGGGCAGUUUGACUGGGAGUAGCUGCAUGACUGGGGCUUCGGAAAGGCUGCUGCUGGUGUGA